Anopheles bellator is the source of this 859-nucleotide messenger RNA. RefSeq lists its product as uncharacterized. Bases 106 to 639 code for a protein of 177 amino acids. The transcript is spliced from 2 exons. The record is from RefSeq and is a predicted model, not a curated record. NCBI's taxonomy places the organism in Eukaryota, Metazoa, Arthropoda, Insecta, Diptera, Culicidae.
CGAAAUAAUUUAGAAAACGACAAGAGCGUGUUUCACGUUCAAUAUUUUUCGACUUUUGCAUAUUAAAUAUUGCCUUGUUUGUUGUGCGUUAGUUUUAAUGUGAUAAUGACGGAAAGAAACGACACACAAAGCACAACUCAACGGACGGAUCCAAUCGAAGAUUCGGAUGCUAAUAAGCAGGAAAUACACAGUGCACACUAUGACUCAACAGAUAUCUAUUAUCGGUGUCGCUCGCCAAGCUGCUCCGACGAGACGGACGAGGAGGAUGAUCCAUAUCAGGAACUGUUUAUGAAUGCCUGGCGAUCGGCACCCGCGUCCUCCGAUGAAGAGGACGAACCGGUUGUCGAGUUUAACCAAUUACUACAUCCCGACGCGAAACCGUUUUCGCUCAUGGACGAUUCGGACCUAUGGGAUUAUAUGGACGAAAGUGAGCUCAAAGAGCGACUCAAGAACCAGCCCCGGUUGCUGGAAGAAAUCACACGCAAACGAAAGCGCCGGAUGCUGGACGACGAAUACAAACCGGAUGAUGAUGAUCUGACGGAAGUGCUGGAUAGGUUUGUAAAGUAUGUCCGCACGGAGCCAACAAACAUACGCGACGAAUGGGAGAAUACUUCACAUGACGGUGGUGCAACUUUAUGAAACGGCAGUGAUGUUUACUGCUAGAAAUUGUCGGAUCUGAGAAAAUGGCCGAUGGUGUAGAGGAAUCGACAAUGUUAAACCGAAAUACUUUUACUAUGCAACGAAGACUGUGACUGUUAUUGAUACAUUUCGUUUUAGUCUAGCCGAAGUCUUCCUUGGCAAUAAUAUAGAGGUUUCAGAUAUGCCAUAAUGCACUAUUUUUUGACAGAUUCUAAUUUUA